UCGCUCCGUUCCCCGCGGAGCUUCCUCGGCAUCUGGAGGGGAGGGAGGCGCUGGAGGAGCAGGAGAAACAAGCAGCCACCGAGAAGACGAAGGAAAACACGUCGCAGCGAAUACGUGAACGUACGUGAACACAGGCGAGGAAGCCGCCGGCCUAAUAAAACCCCUUUUGAUUGGUUGAGGCCCAAGACUUCUAUCAUCAUCAUCGUCAUCAUGGAUGUUCCCCAACCUGGAGGUCCUCGUAGCCCAUAGCUCUCUACGACCUCCACUUGUAGCCUCUUGAGCCCUGGGCCGUAACAAGCAGCUGUCAAUCGCUGACCUCCUGUCAGCCGGCCAGUCCCGCGUCACGAUGAUGUCAGUCGGCGUGACCAAUCGCAACGGGCCCGCCGCGGCCCCGCCCACCUCGCUCAACCUGCGCUCCUCCCACAACCAGCUCCUCAGCAGCGACGUCACCAAGCAGGGCUCGGCCACGCCCCCCAAGUGCAGGAAAAAGUACGCUCUGACCAGCAUCCAGGCGGCCAUGGGCCUGGGUGAGACGCCCCCGCCCGGCUCCUCCCCCCCGUCCCCGGGGUCCCCGGGGACGACCCCGUCGCCCACGCCCAACAACCCCAAACUGGCCAAGAACGACGUCAACCAGCUCCGGAAGGCGGGGCAGGACCACAACAGGAACACGGUGGGGGGGCCGGAGCCGGGGGCCCCCGACGGCACGGAGGGGCGGCCCGACGAGGACACGCCCGGCCCCGAGAUCGACGCUCCCUCUCAGGUCAACGGCAACGCGGGCGACGGCGACGGCGACGGCGGCGGCGGCGGUGGCGGCAGCCUCAUCAUCCCCGACGGCGAGCCCCAGCGGGACGCCAACGCCGGGCCGGAAGAACCCAACCGGAACACGGAGCCCGCCGACCCCGACGAGAACACGGGCGGGAACGUCCCCCCGGCCCCGGAGCGGAACUCCAACCUGUCGGCGCUGGAGUUCCACCUGAGCAUCCAGGCCGAGGAGUCGGACGACAUCAGCAUCCUGUCGGAGAAGGAGCUGAUGAUGUCCAAGGUGCAGAUCGAGGAGGAGGAGGGGGAGGAGGAAGAGGAGGAGGAGGGGGAGGGCGACGAGGGGCCGGAGGACGAGAAGGCGCCGCUGCUGCUGAUCCACGGCGACAGCCCGCCGCCGAGACACAAGCGUUUCCCCGCGCCGGGCCUCAUCUCCGACCUCCUCCCCCCCCCCGGCAAUAAGCUGCUCCUCUCGGGGAAGGACUCCCCCCCCGCGCCCCCUCCCCCGUCCCCGCCGCGGCGCGCCAGCCCAGAGGACACGCCCCUGCUGUCCGUGGCCUCCUCCUCCUCCGCCUCCUCCUCCCCCGAGACCAAGAAGGAGCGCCGCACCGGCGCCAAGACGGACUGCGCCCUGAACCGCAUCCAGAACCUGAACCCCAGCGACGAGGAGUCCAGCUGGACCACGCUGUCCCAGGAGAGCAACACCCCCGAGGAGACAGCAGACAUCUGGAGCGAGCCGUCGUUCCAGACCGACCCGGACCUACCCCCGGGAUGGAAGAAGAUCACGGACAUGGCGGGGGUGUACUACUGGCACAUCCCCACCGGCACCACCCAGUGGGAGAGGCCCUGCGCCGCCGCCGACGGGGCCCCGGCCCCCGGGGGACCGGCGGACCCCCAGGACGGGGUCCCGGCCCUGGGCGACGUCGCCCCCGCGCCACGCACUCACUCCAGCAGCUCGGCCAGCCCCUCGCCCACACCGGACUACCAGUCAUCCCAGACGGAGAUCUUCUUCGGGGCGUCGCCCCGGUCGGGCAGCACCACCUCGGACAGCUCCCUGGAGCCCCUCCCCGCCCACCAGCCCGUCAUGCCCUCGUGCGGCUUCGUCAACAGCUGCUACUUCCCUCGCUCCGCCUCUGUGCAGGGCGAGUCGGACCAGGAGGGCUCCUCCCAGCUGCAGGAGGAGAAGAAACCGGUGUGGAGUGAAUUUGGUGGAAAGAUUGAUAGUGAGGUUUGGAAGGACCUGCAGGCAGCCACAGUGAACCCUGACCCGAGCCUGAAGGAGUUUGAGGGGGCAACACUUCGCUACGCAUCGCUCAAACUAAGGAACCCCCAACCGGUGGAAGAAGAGACGUCUAGCGGAAGUAACUGUGAUUCAGAGACAAAGUGUUUCGCGGUGCGCUCUCUGGGUUGGGUGGAGAUGGCGGAGGAUGACCUGGCUCCAGGCAAGAGCAGCGUUGCCGUUAACAACUGCAUCCGUCAGCUCUCCUACAGCAAGAACGACAUCCGGGACACCGUGGGAAUCUGGGGAGAGGGAAAGGACAUGUACCUGGUCCUAGAGAACAACAUGCUGAACCUGGUCGACCCAAUGGACCGCAGUGUGCUCCACGCUCAGCCAAUCGCAAGCAUCCGUGUGUGGGGCGUUGGCCGUGACAACGGAAGAGAGAGGGACUUUGCGUACGUGGCCCGAGACAAGAACACCAGGAUCCUGAAAUGUCAUGUGUUCCGCUGUGACACGCCGGCCAAAGCCAUCGCCACCAGCCUGCACGAGAUCUGCUCCAGGAUCAUGACAGAGAGGAAGAUUGCCAAGGCCCUGGCUGGAGGUUCUCUCCAGGACCGGGUCCAGGCCGGACUGGACCUCCCUCUGCAAGAGUUCCCCACCCCUAAGACGGAGCUGGUGCAGAAGUUCCAGGUGUUCUACCUGGGGAUGCUUCCGGUCGCCAGGCCUAUAGGCAUGGACAUCCUGAACGGGGCCAUUGACAGUCUGGUGGGGUCCUGCGACCGAGCCGACUGGAACCCCGUGGCCCUGACCGUGGCCGAUGCCACCGUGACAAUCAGCAAGGACGAGGAGGAGGAGGAGGUGCUCGUGGAGUGCCGCGUGCGCUUCCUGUCCUUCAUGGGCGUGGGGCACAACGUGCACUCGUUCGCCUUCAUCAUGGACGCCGGCGGCCAGCGCUACGACUGCCACGUGUUCUGGUGCGAGCCCAACGCCGGGGGCGUGUCGGAGGCCGUGCAGGCCGCCUGCAUGCUGCGGUACCAGAAGUGUCUGGUGGCGCGGCCCCCCUCCCAGCGGGCCUGUGGCUCCUCCCCCCCCGGUGACUCGGUGUCCCGGCGGGUGUCCACCAGCGUGAAGCGCGGCGUGCUGUCUCUCAUCGACACCCUGAAGCAGAAGAGACCCGUCACCGAGCUGCCGCAGUGACUGCCCCCCCACCCCCCCCCUCCCUCCUCCCCCCCAAGGGAAACAAAGCCCCCCAAGAACAAGCAAACCCACCCAACACGCUACCACCUCCACACGCUUCACUCCGCCCCCUCCUCCCCGUGUCAGCUGAAUACACCCCCCUCUCCCCCCCCCCCCCCUGCG
This is a messenger RNA of Gadus morhua (Atlantic cod), 3337 nucleotides long. It is a transcript of the gene apbb2b, whose product is annotated as amyloid beta (A4) precursor protein-binding, family B, member 2b. Gene Ontology annotation, molecular function: transcription factor binding; amyloid-beta binding. The coding region runs from base 347 to 3175 and encodes 942 amino acids. NCBI's taxonomy places the organism in Eukaryota, Metazoa, Chordata, Actinopteri, Gadiformes, Gadidae. Gene Ontology annotation, biological process: regulation of DNA-templated transcription. Gene Ontology annotation, cellular component: cytoplasm; nucleus. The transcript has 19 exons. The record is from RefSeq and is a predicted model, not a curated record.